AUUGUCUUGAAACUUAUGAGUAUUAUUAAAAGACAGCUAGAGGAACUUAUACUAAUAAAAAGAACCAGAAUUGCAAACAAAUGUACAUCACAUUAUACCCAAGUAUUAUCUGGCUUUUUGUGUGGAUAAUUUAUUUGCCGGAUUGCAUUUGAUAUGUAAAUUGUAAUGUAAUUGAAUCAAGUAAAUUUUGUAUAAUCAAUCUUUUUCAAAACCAAUCUUAAAAGAACACCUUGUUAUAUUUUCUAGUUUUACAAAGUAGAGUGUGACUGAUAGGGAUUGUCUCUUAAUAGAGAGUUAAAUAGUUUAUGUAACUGUUAUAUUUUAACUAAAAUCUGUGCUUACUGAACUUAAGAUUACAUUUUAUUUUUUAAAACCUUAAACAGAAAUGACAAACCGCCUAACUUCAAUAGACACAAUGCCUAACUUAGAGGUUCUAAAUAGGUACAGGCUUGACAAAGGUGGAAUAGGGUAUUUGGAGCAGUUAUUGUAUAACAAGAUUCAACCCCUGGCUAGGAGAAAUAACAGUUUGUCUGUCAGAGACAAGAUUUUGGUAACUCUGAGGUACUUGGCCACCGGACCCAUUCAGCUUAAUGAUGCUGACAUACAUGGUGUAAGUCAGCCUACAGUUAGCAGAGUUGUGACUGAGGUAGUCUCAGCUUUAAACAGUCCAGACAUUGUUGGACAAUUUAUCAAAUUCCCUUGCACCAGAGAGGAACUGAUUAAAAAUCAACAAGAAUUUUAUGGCAUUGCCAAAUUCCCUAAAGUUGUAGGUGUGAUUGACGGCACACACAUAAGAAUACAGGCACCUGCAAAUAAUGAAGAGCUGUAUGUUAACCGGAAAGGCUUUCAUUCAUUGAAUGUUCAGCUAGCAUUUGAUCCCUUUGAUCAGAUCAUAGAUGUAGUAUGUAAAUGGCCUGGAUCUGUUCAUGACAGCAGAAUACUACAGCAAAGUGGCUUAACAACAAUAUUUGAAGGUGGACACAUGCCAGUGGGACAGUACCAUCUGCUGGGAGAUUCAGGCUAUCCAUGUAAGAAAUGGUUGCUCACACCAUUUAUAAAUCCCCAAACUAGUGGUGAAAUUGGAUACAACAGGAGUCAUAAAAUUACAAGGGCCAAAGUAGAACGUGGAAUUGGACAGCUGAAGCGGAGAUUUGGAGUUUUGCAUCGAGAAGUGUCAUUAAAGCCUGAAAAAGUUUGCAAAGUAGUACUAGCAUGUGCAGUGUUACAUAACAUUUGCAAGAGGCUAAACAUUCAAAUGCCAUUACAAGAUGAUGAUGAUGAUGACAAUGAUGAUAACAGUAAUGCUCAAGACAAUACAAUCAAUGGAAACAAUGCUGCUUUUCAGAAUGGUCUAAGAUUCAGAGAUCAUAUAGUACAGACAUACUUUUGAUGAUAAUUGUCUCAUACUUGAACAGUCUAAACAUUGGCACUUUGCGCAAGAUGUUGAUGUUGAUGGAAGACUUCUUUUUGAUGUUUUCAGCCCCACUAGAUCUACCUCACUGUCAUGAUCCGAUAACAUAAUUUCUGUUAUAC
This is a messenger RNA of Ruditapes philippinarum (Manila clam), 1533 nucleotides long. RefSeq names its product putative nuclease HARBI1. Bases 386 to 1390 code for a protein of 334 amino acids. The record is from RefSeq and is a predicted model, not a curated record. Lineage: Eukaryota; Metazoa; Mollusca; Bivalvia; Venerida; Veneridae. The transcript has 4 exons.